AUGGACGCCAAAUGUGUCGCCCACAGGGAGGCAGUAGCAGCCAUAUCCAAGAGGUUGCAGGAGUUCUACGCGCGACGCCAACCCUUCCGAGUCUAUCAUGGCUCUACCAACAGCACUCGUGCUUCGGAGAAGAACAGUGACAACACAAUAGACACUAGCAAACUUGUCCAUGUUCUGGGUAUCGAUGAGAACACUAAAACGGCACUGGUAGAACCUAACGUCUCUAUGAACAGUCUUCUCAAAGCAACCAGAACCGCCAACUUGAUCCCGCUAGUGGUUAUGGAAUUUCCAGGUAUUACCGUUGGCGGCGGAUUCAGCGGUUCGGCUGGCGAGAGUAGCUCAUGCCGUUACGGACCUUUCGAUUCAACCAUCAACUGGAUUGAGAUAGUCUUGCCUAACGGAAAAGUUGUGCACGCGUCCAAGACCGAGAAUCCCGACCUGUUCUGGGGUGCAGCAUCUGGUUUCGGAACUGUCGGGAUUGUUACGCUCUUAGAGGUCCAGCUAAGAAAUGCAAUGGCCUUUGUAGAGCUGACGCAUUAUCAUACAACAAGCUUCCCUGAUGCUCGCAAAAAGAUACAAGAGGAGCUUGCAAAUCCUACUGUGGAGUUCGUCGAUGCCAUUGUCUUUUCGCCAAAGUCAGCUGUGGUUUGUUCUGGUCGUCUAGUCGAUAUUAUACCUAUUGGCGUCAAGCUCCGACAGUACUUGCGUCGCAAGGAUCCAUGGUUCUACCUAGAUAUCCAGAAGAGGGUUGAGAAGACGAAGAAACCGGUUGUUGAUUACGUUUUUCUAGCCGAUUACCUAUUCCGAUGGGAUCGCGGUGGCUUCUGGGUGGCCAAACAUGCUUACAAGUACUUCUUCACGCCCUUCAACCGAAUAACGCGUUACUUGUUAGACAACUACAUGCACGCCCGUGUGAUGUAUCAUGCUCUACACAAGAGCCGCCUGUCGGAUACUUAUAUCAUCCAAGACGUCGGCGUGCCUUUCGAUGACGCUGAUAGGUUCUUCAAGUGGGUAGACAAGAAAUUCAACAUCUACCCGAUCUGGCUGUGUCCAUUACGUCUGCGACGCGAUACACCCGAUGCAGCACAUGGACUGCAUGCAAACUUUGCCGACCCGAACUAUCCGGAGAUGAUGCUCAACUUUGGCAUUUGGGGUCCUGGUCCUAGCGACUACAAGAAACUGGUGCGUCUCAACCGCGCAAUCGAGAAAAAGGUCUACGAGCUAGGUGGCAACAAGACGCUAUAUGCCCAAGCCUACUACACCGAGGAGGAGUUCUGGAAAUCUUACGAUCGGCCUGCUUACGAUAGUGUGCGCGAGAAGUAUCAUUCAUCUCAUUUGCCAAGUGUGUAUGAUAAGGUUAAAGUUGACGAGAACGCGAAGAAGAAGGCCAUGGAGGGUUCAAGAAUGCCCGUGAUUCUUCGCAAUGUCCGGCCGUUCCAAGGCUUGUAUGGUGUGUAUAAAGCAUGGCGCGGCGGUGAUUACUUACUGCAGGUGAAGAAGAAGACGUGCAAGUGUAAAUGUAAUUGUGAAGCCAGCAAAUCGUGA
Messenger RNA from Daldinia childiae, 1545 nucleotides. RefSeq names its product Delta(24)-sterol reductase. The transcript has a single exon. Gene Ontology annotation, cellular component: membrane; cytoplasm. Gene Ontology annotation, biological process: steroid metabolic process. The record is from RefSeq and is a predicted model, not a curated record. Gene Ontology annotation, molecular function: FAD binding; Delta24(24-1) sterol reductase activity. NCBI's taxonomy places the organism in Eukaryota, Fungi, Ascomycota, Sordariomycetes, Xylariales, Hypoxylaceae. The coding region runs from base 1 to 1545 and encodes 514 amino acids.